ACAACGUUUUCACGCUACUGUCCAAUGUCAACAGGCCUAGCCAGGAGUCAGAACUCACCAACUUCCUGGUUAAACAGGAAGGUCAGUCCCUUCCAGCCUGCUGUUGUGCUCUUCUACUAUAUAUUAAAAUAUAACAAAUUAUUUUUUGUAACUUGUAUGCAACAAUUUGAAAUUGGCCAUAUUAUUCCAUUGUUACUGCAAGGGGCURAAGAGUGCAAAGGUGCCAUUAAAUCAGAGUGGCAGAGAUGCCAAAUUCUCUGGACGCCUCUUCCCAAUAGCCAAACACCUGAAGCUUCGGGGCAUGUGUGGGAUUUUGACAUUUUUUACGUAGCUGCUGCUCCUUCCUCACCGCAGCCAUUAUCGGAUGUCUUUGUCUGUGUAGCCUAUAAACUUCGACAUGUUGUAGAACAAACUUCUGUCCGUAACAGUAGCUAAACACGAAGACUGGAAAGCAGCCAAACUAAAAUUACCCAACAGCAUGUACAAGAAGGUGCUGGUGAUCCUCRGUGACUCCAUCCUGCCCCACAUAGCAAUCCCACACUGAUGAUCGACUUCCUGGCUGCAGCCUAUGAUGUUGGCGAUCACCUGCCAGUCUACUUGGUGGCAGCGUUUGCCAAGCGUCUGUCCCGCCUGGCCGUCACGGCGCUGCCUGCUGCCUUGCUCAUGGUAAUACCCUUCAUCUGCAACCUGAUCCGCCGCCAUCCUGCCUGCCGAGUCCUCAUUCACCGCCCCAGUGCAGCAGACGAAGCCUGUGAUGACCCCUACCUGAUGGAGGACCCCACCCAGUGCUAUGCCCUGGAAAGCAGCCUGUGGGAGCUACAGACUCUUCAGAAGCAUUGUCAGCCUGAUGUGGCCAAGGCUGCCAUGGCGAUCAACAAGCCCCUGUCACAGCAGGAGGAUGACAUCAGCYAGGUCCUGGAGUUAUCCACCUAUGAGAUGGAGCGGGACCUGAAGCAGAGCACGACUGUGCCGCUGGAGUUUGACCAUGCCAUCAAGCUACUGCAGGGCACUGGAGGAGUGGGGGUGCUGGGCCUGCACUUCUCUCUAGAGUAGAGACAACCAGCACCAGGACAUUCAUACACCCAGCUCUUUGGACCUCUCUCCGAUAACCCCUUUAUAUUUCAGCUCCACAUUUUUCUCUUGUUUUCUGUUUUGGAUUCAUUGUACUUCAAUCAUGUGUGUUUCCCGAGUGGRGCAGUGGUGGUCUAAGUCACUGCAUCUCAGUGCUAGAGGCAUCACUACAGACCCUGGUUCGAUCCCAGGCUGUA
This is a messenger RNA of Salvelinus sp. IW2-2015, 1268 nucleotides long. RefSeq names its product nucleolar complex protein 4 homolog. The record is from RefSeq and is a predicted model, not a curated record. Lineage: Eukaryota; Metazoa; Chordata; Actinopteri; Salmoniformes; Salmonidae. Gene Ontology annotation, cellular component: Noc4p-Nop14p complex; small-subunit processome; nucleolus. Gene Ontology annotation, biological process: ribosome biogenesis.